AUGCGGGAGACGGUAUGGCUCGCGCUCAGGCCCCGCGACCUGGCGGCGGCGCUCGAACUCGGCUACUCCUGCGGCAAUCUGCACUGGCGGGUGCGGUUCGAGGGCGCGGUCCUCAAGGUUGCGCUGGACGGCCCGCGCGAGACCUACCUCGCGCGGCUUGCCCAGCAUUUGGCCGACGGCCGGGCGCGCAUCAUCGAGGAGCAGGGCGAGCAGUGA
This is a messenger RNA of Geodia barretti, 216 nucleotides long. The record is from the annotation of a GenBank genome assembly. Lineage: Eukaryota; Metazoa; Porifera; Demospongiae; Tetractinellida; Geodiidae.